UGCUCCUUUUACAAGAUAUAGAAUGAUAAGCACUCAAAUAUAUGCUAUAACUUAACUCUGUAAACCGAUUUUAUCAAAAUUUAAGGAAAGUUUGGAAAAAAAUCUCUCCAUGCUGGUCGCCAAGCUUUCAUUUAUCUCAAGUAUACUACUUGUGGACCUUUGUUAUGCACUGACCAAUAUCACAGUGUCAUUUGAAAAAGAUGCUUGUGAGUCCAGUAAGCGAGCUGUUAGCGACACAACAAUAUAUCAUGUGACAUAUGACGGUUCGCCAAUUGAUUAUUUGUUGUGUAACAUGAUGAAAUUCUAUGGCGGAGACUCCUCCCUGAUCAAUGAGUACAGAGUCUGUAUCUCUCUACUCCAGUAUGACGAUCCCGACUGUGCUAUAUGGUUUGGAUACAUUACGACACCAGCAGAAACGAGAGUUUUCAACUGCACUGUGCGUCCUCCUUCCACUUGGUGCCUCGAGGGAACGGAAAUGAUGAGGAUACAAAUAAAAGCCCAAACCAAUGUGACAUCCACGGAGAACGUCAAAUUCCGGAUGACCGUUUUUGGAAAAUUAUUGACUAACUACGUACUCAUCCUCUCUGGGUCAAUUGGAGGCAGUGUAGGCGGACUGAUUGUAAUAUACACUGCUGUUAAACUGUUUCUAUACAUAAGAAAGAAUACAAGAUACUAGAUGGUUUUCAUUUAGUCUACAUUUGAAUGAUCAAGUAAUUUUACAAUAGACUAUAAAUCAUAGAAAUAAUGUGUUCUUUGUUGAACGCUUAGAUUUCUUCAAUCAACUUUUAUUUUCUAAUGUUAUUAAUAUUAACGAUUUAAUAUAUAUGAAUGGUAAAUGUCAAGAAAGAAUAAACAAGAAUGUAGAAAAUGUACAGUAAAGAUAAUUUUUCUUUACAACAUGUUGCACUUUAAAAUUUAUGUGAG
Molecule: messenger RNA, 924 nt
Organism: Saccostrea cuccullata (small rock oyster)
Lineage: Eukaryota; Metazoa; Mollusca; Bivalvia; Ostreida; Ostreidae
Exons: 4
Coding region: 110-676 (188 amino acids)
Source: RefSeq, a predicted model, not a curated record